CUACAACCAAUUAUGCCUCUCUAUCGACUCGUUACCCUGCGGCGCAGUCAACAUACCCCUGUGGUUUUGAAUUGAAGUCAUCGUGACUAUACCGUUUCUGGUGCGAUGGAGCGCUCUCGUCAAUUACGCCUUGAUCCAGUCUCAUCUUUAGCUGACACUUUUCGCCAUAAGCCAGAUAUAAGCUAUCAGCCUCAAGCAUAAGCAGACGUAUAAAUCCAAGCACCUCCUAUCAAACGAGAACCAGCAACAUCAGGGAUCUCGCAAUUGCCUUCUUCAAACCGUCACGAUGGGACAUUCCGACUCCAAAAUACUACCCGAAAUGUCGCCUCACUCCGUCCAACGAGGCAUUCCCCAUGUGCUCCGCGCCUCAUACAAGAAGGGCUUCUCAUCUAAAAUCCUUGUCCACCUGGGAGAGCCCGAUAGAGAGCCUCUCUAUUCCAUCAGCCUUCCUGCUGGCUGGUACGGGCAAAUGCUCUUACAUGAUGGCCCCAGCUCGGACUCUCCUAUCCUCGCCGGUGCUGAGCCUGAAGGCAAAUGGCGAGUCGACUAUGGCAUUCUCCUCCCCUCCAUCCCUGGAUAUGAAUCAUCAGGCAGAGAAAUCCUACGCCGCAAGAACACCAUGAAAGACCGAUACUGGUUCGGCAUGCAAGUCGGCCAAGGACCAAACCGACAUGUCGAAAGAUUCGAAUGGAGGCGUUCUCACGGUAGUGAAGUCAAAAGCGUCGGAGAAUCAAGAUACGGCUGGAAGCUUGUCCGGCUGGGCCAUGGAGCCGAAGAGCCUAACGAUGGCAACCCCAACGAUGAACCAGAUCGGGGAAAUGGAAUUACAAACGACGGUCACGAGGUUGUGGCUGUGUGGGCUGGGAGCGGUGAUUGGAAAAGCAUGCACAAGAUUGGAACUUUCCAACUUGUUGGUAGUGGUGCCACGGGUGAAUUGGGUAUGCAGUGGAAGAUCAUGGCACUUAUGAGUUGUCUGUGUUUCUGGCAGAAGACGAUGCGUGAUAACACUACUAUUGCUAUCACUUAGCUGCCGGGAAAAAGAGAAGGGAUUGAAAUCAUUGAGGAGUCCAGGUAUAGGAGUCCUGGUUUAGCAGACGAGAUAAAGGCUGAUAUCCACUAACAAGCAGUAUUCCGAACAGGCGAAGCAAUCACAAAACAAGUUGCCAUCAACAUUUAAUAAAUCAUGAUAUUGUUCAACCAACACAAAUUUCGUAUAAUGUAUCACAUUUGGCUACCUCCCCGAAUAAUUCUAGAGUCUCGACCUAGCAUUCAUGCAAGGGUAUGCAUGCUGUGCCUUACACCAAGCUCAGAUGGGAACUGGCCAGGUUCAAAGAGCACUC
Messenger RNA from Fusarium redolens, 1340 nucleotides. RefSeq lists its product as uncharacterized. Bases 287 to 1027 code for a protein of 246 amino acids. The transcript has a single exon. The record is from RefSeq and is a predicted model, not a curated record. NCBI's taxonomy places the organism in Eukaryota, Fungi, Ascomycota, Sordariomycetes, Hypocreales, Nectriaceae.